GAAUGAUGAGGCGGGCAGGAAGGCAAGGGUGAGAGAAAGUGCCCAGCCCUCAGGAACUACCCCCCACCCCCGCGGAGGCUGCAGGAUGUGAAGUGUGUGCAUGUUCCCUCGUGGGGUUCAUGUGACUUUGUGUGUUCCAGUGACCUACGGCAUGAUGAGCUCCAAUGUGUACUACUACACCCGGAUGAUGUCCCAGCUCUUCCUGGACACCCCAGUGUCCAAAAUGGAGAAAACAAACUUUAAAACACUGUCUUCGAUGGAAGACUUCUGGAAGUUUACAGAAGGCUCCUUACUGGAUGGGCUGUACUGGAAGACACAGCCCAGCAACCGGACAGAAGCUGACAACCGAAGUUUCAUUUUCUAUGAGAACCUGCUGCUGGGGGUACCACGCAUUCGCCAGCUCAGAGUCAGGAACGGGUCCUGCUCCAUCCCCCAGGACUUGAGAGAUGAGAUCAAAGAGUGCUAUGAUGUCUACUCUGUCAGCAGUGAAGACAGGGCACCGUUUGGGCCAAGAAAUGGAACCGCCUGGAUCUACACAAGUGAAAAAGACUUGAAUGGGAGCAGCCACUGGGGAAUCAUUGCAACUUACAGCGGAGCUGGCUAUUACCUGGAUUUGUCAAGAACAAGAGAGGAGACAGCUGCACAGGUUGCAAGCCUCAAGAGGAAUGUCUGGCUGGACCGAGGAACCAGGGCAACUUUCAUUGACUUUUCAGUGUACAAUGCCAACGUCAACCUGUUCUGCGUGGUCAGGUUAUUGGUUGAAUUCCCAGCGACUGGCGGCGUGAUUACAUCCUGGCAAUUUCAGCCUGUAAAGCUGAUCCGAUACAUCACCACAUUUGAUUUCUUCCUAGCAGCCUGUGAGAUUAUCUUUUGUUUCUUUAUCCUUUACUAUGUGGUGGAAGAGAUAUUGGAAAUUCACAUUCACAGACUACACUAUUUCAGGAGUUUCUGGAAUUGUCUGGAUGUUGUGAUCAUUGUGCUAUCUGUGGUAGCGAUAGGAAUUAACAUAUACCGAAUGUCAAAUGUGGAGGUGCUGCUGGAGUUCCUGGAAGAUCAAAAUAUGUUCCCCCACUUCGAACAUCUGGCAUACUGGCAAAUACAGUUCAACAACAUAGCUGCGGUGACAGUGUUUUUUGUCUGGAUUAAGCUCUUCAAGUUCAUCAAUUUCAACAGGACCAUGAGCCAGCUAUCCACAACCAUGUCUCGGUGUGCCAAAGACCUGUUUGGCUUUGCUAUCAUGUUCUUCAUUAUUUUCUUAGCAUAUGCCCAGCUGGCAUAUCUUGUCUUUGGCACUCAGGUUGAUGACUUCAGUACCUUCCAAGAGUGUAUCUUCACUCAAUUCCGUAUCAUUUUGGGCGAUAUCAACUUUGCAGAGCUUGAGGAAGCUAACCGAAUCUUGGGACCACUUUAUUUUACUACCUUUGUGUUCUUUAUGUUCUUCAUUCUUUUGAAUAUGUUCUUGGCCAUCAUCAAUGAUACUUAUUCUGAAGUGAAAUCUGACUUGGCACAGCAGAAAGCUGAAAUGGAACUCUCAGAUCUUAUCAGAAAGGGCUAUCAGAAAGCUUUGGUCAAACUAAAACUGAAGAAAAAUACCGUGGAUGACAUUUCAGAGAGCCUACGGCAAGGUGGUGGCAAGUUAAACUUUGAUGAACUUCGACAAGAUCUCAAAGGGAAGGGCCAUACUGAUGCAGAGAUUGAGGCAAUAUUCACAAAGUAUGACCAAGAUGGAGACCAAGAACUGACCGAACAUGAGCAUCAGCAGAUGAGAGACGACUUGGAAAAAGAGAGGGAGGACCUGGACUUGGAUCACAGUUCCUUACCUCGUCCCAUGAGCAGCCGAAGUUUCCCACGAAGCCUAGAUGACUCUGAGGAGGAUGAUGAUGAAGACAGUGGACACAGCUCCAGAAGGAGGGGAAGCAUCUCCAGUGGGGUUUCCUACGAAGAGUUUCAAGUCCUGGUGAGACGCGUGGACCGGAUGGAGCACUCCAUCGGCAGCAUCGUGUCCAAGAUUGACGCUGUGAUCGUGAAACUGGAGAUCAUGGAGCGGGCCAAGCUGAAGAGGAGGGAGGUGCUGGGAAGGCUGCUGGACGGUGUGGCUGAGGAUGAAAGACUGGGUCGGGACAGUGAAAUCCACAGGGAACAGAUGGAACGGCUGGUGCGGGAGGAGUUAGAACGCUGGGAGUCUGAUGACGCAGCUUCCCAGAUCAGUCACGGGCUAGGCACGCCGGUGGGCCUCACGGGCCAACCUCGCCCCAGAAGCUCCCGCCCGUCUUCCUCCCAGUCUACAGAAGGCAUAGAAGGUGGAGGUGCAAAUGGGAGUUCCAGCGUCCAUGUAUGACAUGCGUGUAUUGGUGUGUGUGUCCCUCACAGGAGAUGGCUGUCCCGAACUGCCAAACAAGAAUACUAUUUAUAUGUCCUGACCACCGUAGGAUGCGGGUCUAGGUGACCGAUUGCUAGUUGUCUGCACUUUAAUUUAUUUUAUAUAAACUGUACCCAUGGAUCAAA
Molecule: messenger RNA, 2505 nt
Organism: Carlito syrichta (Philippine tarsier)
Lineage: Eukaryota; Metazoa; Chordata; Mammalia; Primates; Tarsiidae
Gene: PKD2
Product: polycystin 2, transient receptor potential cation channel
Exons: 13
Coding region: 101-2338 (745 amino acids)
Biological process (GO): release of sequestered calcium ion into cytosol; detection of mechanical stimulus; potassium ion transmembrane transport
Cellular component (GO): membrane
Molecular function (GO): calcium ion binding; signaling receptor binding; voltage-gated calcium channel activity
Source: RefSeq, a predicted model, not a curated record